Symbiodinium sp. CCMP2456 is the source of this 806-nucleotide messenger RNA. The record is from the annotation of a GenBank genome assembly. NCBI's taxonomy places the organism in Eukaryota, Dinophyceae, Suessiales, Symbiodiniaceae.
GCGUGGACGGCACCUCGCCCCUGCGGCUGCCCGAGGCAGAACAGUAUCCCCUCCACGUCAGCCUGGCCUUCGACAACGAGCUGACGGACGAGCAGAAGAAGGACUUGGAGAAAGAGUGGGGGGAGGAGCGCGAGGUCACUCUGCAAUUCUACAGGUUCACGAGCGGCGGCACCGGGGAGCUGUCGCUGAAGUGGGACCCAGUGGCCAGCUCGGAGAGCGUGCAGCGGUCUCGCGAAAACAGCUACUACAAGGACCGAGUCCUGGGGUACAUCCAGGAGGGCGAGCCCCUCACCCUCGACCUGCCUAACCGCAAGGCCAGCAUCUACACUUCCAGCCACUUCUGGCUGGACGAUUACCCAAAUGCCCCUGAACCCAUCAGCGAAGCUCCGCCCCCGACGCUCGGAGGCCGCCUGAGCGCAAGUGGCAUCCAAGGCGCCGAGUCGAUCAUUGCUGCCGGUAGCCUGGGCGCGGCCGCGGCCGUUCGCGGCCGCCGGGACGAAGUGCCACCGCCGCAAAUUAUCGGCAGGCCUUCUUGCGAGGUCGAGCCGCUGCUGGAGAGGGCGGGACAGCGGGCAGCGCAGGUGGAGCGCGCGGCCGCACAGGACAUCGAAGCUUUUGCUUCCCAGCAGCUGGCAGAGGCGGAAGCCUCGGAGGGCUUCGCGACUGCCGCGGAGGCAGCGGCGGGAGCGGCGGAAGCGGCCGCGGUGGCUGAGAGCGGAGGAGUUCUGGCAGCCUGGGCGAGGGAGCGCUGGCGACGGCGGGAACCGUGGGCGCGGCGACGGGGGGAUUGGCGGUGGCGGGAGCGG